Teleopsis dalmanni is the source of this 1128-nucleotide messenger RNA. Its product is annotated as beta-lactamase-like protein 2 homolog. NCBI's taxonomy places the organism in Eukaryota, Metazoa, Arthropoda, Insecta, Diptera, Diopsidae. Gene Ontology annotation, molecular function: single-stranded RNA binding; RNA endonuclease activity. The coding region runs from base 96 to 986 and encodes 296 amino acids. The record is from RefSeq and is a predicted model, not a curated record. Gene Ontology annotation, cellular component: mitochondrial matrix. The transcript has 5 exons.
AUAUGUUUUUAUUUACAGUAGGGUCAAUUUGAUAACAAUAAUAUAGACUUUGGUAAUAGUCAGCAAGUUAUUCGGUAUUAUUUUUAUUAAUAAAUAUGGCUUUAAUACCACCUGUAACACGUCUAACUGCAUCUAUUAUACGAAUACUUGGGUGCAAUCCAAGUCCUAUGACUCUUCAAGGAACUAAUACUUACUUAAUUGGUACCGGCAGGAGACGAAUAUUAAUUGAUACUGGUGACUUAGACGUUCCUGAAUAUAUAACACAUUUAAAAGGCGUACUCGAUAACGAAAAAGCCACAAUUGGUACAAUAAUUUUGACACAUUGGCACCAUGAUCACAUUGGGGGCGUAGGCAGCAUCAUUAAAAGUUGUGCUGAAAAUGCAAAGGUUUAUGCAGAUUGUAAGGUUUACAAAUUUCCUCGUACCGAUGCACCAGAUGUUUAUUCUGAAAUACCAUCAAAUGUUAAAGUAGAAACUCUACGGGAUAAUCAAGAAUUCGAUGCUGAUGGUACAAAAGUAAAAAUAGUACACACACCUGGACAUACCACAGACCACGUCGUAUUAACUACAGAAGAUGGUAUAUUAUUUAGUGGAGACUGUAUUUUAGGUGAGGGGACUGCUGUGUUUGAAGAUUUAUACCAUUACAUGAAGAGUUUGGAUAAAAUUUUGGAAAUAAAACCGCAAGUUAUUUAUCCAGGUCACGGCAAUAUAGUUAAUGAUCCAAUUGAUAAAAUAAAAUUUUAUAUUGCACACAGAAACCAACGUGAAGAGCAAAUAAUGCAAUUUUUCUAUAAAAAUUCAAAUAAACGCUGGCAAGCUAUGGAUGUCGUAAAAGAUGUUUAUAAAGAAACCCCUGCAGAAUUAUGGCCAGCUGCUGCCUAUAAUGUUGGACAUCACUUAGAGAAGUUGCUUAAAGAAGGCAAACUUAAAGUAUUUGAAGAAAAUGAAGAGAGAUUUUAUGAGUAUCAGCGGAAUAGUACAUUAUAAUAAUUCAAUUCUUUACAAUUUUCUUUUCGGGAGUGGUAAAUUUAUGUAAAAUUUAUAUAAAAAAGGAGUGCUUUGUAGCAAUAUGUAUGAAACUUUUACAAUAUAUACUCAAUGAAGAUAUUUAUAUUAUAUUCCAUUAAAA